Molecule: messenger RNA, 2190 nt
Organism: Pterocles gutturalis (yellow-throated sandgrouse)
Lineage: Eukaryota; Metazoa; Chordata; Aves; Pterocliformes; Pteroclidae
Product: discoidin domain-containing receptor 2-like
Exons: 14
Biological process (GO): positive regulation of kinase activity; multicellular organism development; protein phosphorylation
Cellular component (GO): signaling receptor complex
Molecular function (GO): protein tyrosine kinase collagen receptor activity; collagen binding; ATP binding
Source: RefSeq, a predicted model, not a curated record
CUUUGUCUUUCAGAAAUGUAGAUGGCAGCUGCUGUCUUUGAAGGACUCGCACCCAUCUGACCCUGCGCAGCGCCUCCGAUUGCUACCAUGAUCUUCUGCAUGCUGCUGCUGGCCUCACUGCCUGAGCCAUCUGGUGCCGAAGUCAACCCUGCUAUAUGCCGUUACCCUUUGGGUAUGCAUGAAGGGACGAUACGGGACGAGGACAUCACUGCUUCCAGCCAGUGGUACGAUUCCACGGGACCCCAGUAUGCACGGUUACAGAGGGAAGAGGGGGAUGGAGCCUGGUGCCCGGCUGGCUUGUUGCAACCCGAAGAUGUACAGUUCCUUCAAAUUGACCUGCACAAGCUCUUCUUCAUCACCUUGAUUGGGACUCAGGGACGGCAUGCCCGUGCCACAGGCAAGGAAUUUGCCCGUGCUUACAGAAUUGACUAUAGCCGCAACGGAGAGCGCUGGAUCUCCUGGAAAGAUCGCCAGGGCAGGAAGGUGAUCCAAGGCAACAUCGAUACUUACGACGUCGUCUUGAAAGAUCUUCGGCCUCCCAUCAUUGCACGUUUUAUCCGGGUGAUUCCUGUGACGGAGAUGCCGAUGACUGUCUGUAUGAGAGUGGAGCUCUAUGGCUGUGUCUGGUAUGAUGGUUUGGCAUCCUAUAGCAUCCCUGAAGGAGGGACAAUAGCGGCUCCUGGCUUCCCCAUCGUUUAUCUGAAUGACUCGACCUAUGAUGGCUACCAGGAGCGCAGGCACUUGUACGGUGGUCUGGGCCAGCUGACAGACGGUGUGCUGGGACUGGACGACUUCACGCAGAGCCACCAGUACCGUGUGUGGCCAGGCUACGACUAUGUCGGCUGGAAGAAUGAGAGCUUCAGCACAGGCUCUGUUGAAAUGGAGUUCCAGUUUGACCGACCGCGGAACUUCACCUCCAUGAAGGUGCAUUGUAACAACAUGUUUUCCAAGGGGGUGAAGAUCUUCCAGAAGGUGGAGUGUCUGUUCAAACCACGCCUGAUUGCAGACUGGGAGUCCGAGCCUGUUGGAGUGGCAACUGUCUUGGAUGACAAAAACCCCAGCGCCCGGUUUGUGACUGUCCCCCUCAAUCAGCGGGUGGGUAAAGCCAUCCUCUGCCGCUUCUACUUUGCUGACACCUGGAUGAUGAUGAGCGAGAUUUCCUUCCAGUCAGACAUGGAGACCGUGAAUCCGAAUUUUGUUACCGCAGCCACCAGCACAACGGAUGUCCUGGAGACAGAGUACAACGCUACUGAGGGGACCUGGGAAACCACAUCUUCUGUAACCAGCACCUGGAUAGGAGAGAAGGCAGAUGACUCCAAUACCUCCAUCCUCGUGGGAUGCCUUGUGGCUAUUAUUCUUCUGCUCCUGAUGAUUAUAAUCAUUAUUCUUUGGAAGCAAUAUGUUCAAAAAAGGUUGGAAAAGGCCCCACGUCGAAUCCUGGAGGAGGAUGCCACAGUUCGCCUCUCUUUCUACAGCUACACCAUUGCCAACAACCAGACCCAGAUCCACCAGUCAAAUCCCACCUAUGAACGUGCUUUCCCACUGGAUUUGGAAUAUCACCAGCCAGCUACCCUGCUCCAAAAGCUUCCAGAGCUCUCCCAAAGCGCGGAGGAUUCAGUGUGCAGCGGAGACUACGCUGAGCCCGACCUGACCAAGUCCACUCCUCACCAGGGCUUUCAGAACAACGUUCCUCACUACGCCGAGACCGAUAUCGUCCACCUGCAAGGCGUGACCGGCAACAACAUGUACGCAGUCCCGGCCCUCACGGUGGAUUCGCUCACCAAGAAGGACAUCUCGGUGGGUGAAUUCCCACGGCAGCAGCUACGACUCAAGGAGAAGCUGGGAGAAGGACAGUUUGGAGAGGUGCACCUUUGCGAAGCCGAUGGCCUCCUGGAAUUCCUGGGAGUCUCAUCUACAGAGUUCACUCACCAGCCGGUUCUCGUAGCGGUGAAAAUGCUGAGAUCAGAUGUCAACAAAACGGCCAGAAAUGAUUUCCUGAAGGAGAUCAAGAUCAUGUCACGGCUGAAGAACCCAAAUAUCAUCCGGCUUCUGGGGGUGUGUGUGCGCGAUGACCCGCUGUGCAUGAUAACGGAGUACAUGGAGAACGGGGACCUCAACCAGUUCCUGAAUCGUAGAAUCCCAGAAGGGUUUGGGUUGGAAGGGACCUUAGAGGUCAUCCAGUGCCACUUG